GCUAGUUUAUCCCUCUUUCCUCCUUCACUAUGAAAAAUAUUUGGACAAACUAGACUAACGACUGCCAGUCCUUGUUAAUUAGCUAAUUAUGAUCCUAGUUGACAUUAUUUGUUGAAUGAACCAAAACCGGAGUGCGUAGUGGUUACGACUGAUUUAUCACCUCGGGAUUAUAGCUACUUGCUAGGGCCGUCCUCCGAGCUGUCGGGAUAAACUUUGGAGAAGUUCUUUGUAUUCGGGAUAGUCAGGCAGCUUGGCCGACAAGCUGAACAUGGACUGGGGCACGGAGCUUUGGGACCAAUAUGACAUCAUUGAGAAGCACACACAGUCUGGCCUGGAGCUGGUGGAGAAGUAUGUAAAAUUUGUGAAGGAGAGGACAGAGAUUGAGCAAAACUAUGCCAAACAACUGAGGAACCUUUCCAAGAAAUAUAACCUAAAACGAAGCAGCAAAGAUGAACCAGAGUGCAGGUUUUCCAGCUACCAGUCUUUCUUGGACAUCCUGAAUGAGAUGAACGACUACGCAGGGCAGAGAGAGCUCAUUGCUGAGAACAUGAUGAUGAGCAUUUGCAUCGAUCUCACCAAGUACCUGCAAGAGCUCAAGCAGGAACGCAAGACGUAUCUCAUGGAGGCCAAGAAGGCCCAGCAGAGUUUGGAGAGCACCUACAAGCAGCUCGACAGUAGUAAAAAGCGGUUUGAGAGGGAAUGGAGAGAAGCGGAGCGUGCAGCACAGUACGCAGAGAAGACUGAUCAAGACAUCAAUGCCACAAAGGCGGAUGUUGAAAAAGCCAAACAACAGGCUCAUAUGAGAGCACAUGUAGCGGAGGAGUGUAAGAACGACUACGCUGCUCAGCUUCAGAAAUACAACAAGGAGCAGAACCAGUUCUAUUUUAGUGAUAUGCCACUCAUUUUCAAUAAAUUACAGGAUCUGGAUGAGAGGCGAGUACGGAAGUUGGCGCAAGGCUACAUCUUGUUCUCAGACACAGAGAAGCAUGUGAUGCCUAUCAUUGGCAAGUGCCUGGAAGGCAUUACUAAAGCUGGCACUAAUGUUAAUGAGAGAAAUGACUCCAUGGUCGUAAUAGAGCAGAACAAAUCAGGCUUUGAACGUCCUGGAGAUGUAGAGUUUGAAGACUACAGUCAAGGGAUCAACCGUGCCUCAUCUGACAGUAGCCUGGGCACACCUAAAGGCCCCAUGGAUCUUCUGGGAAAGAACAAGAGCAAAAACUUCUGGCUUUUCAGCAAGAGGAGUAAGCUCUCUCCCUCCACGCUCCCACCUUUCUCCACACCCCCCGCCCCCUCGCCCGCUAACGGACCCCCUUCCCCCAAGUUUGGCCGGGACCCCCUGUCGUACUGUUUGAAGGAGAUCAAUAAGACAGUCAAACCCAGAAUCUCUUCCUUCCGGACACUCAGGAGAUCGAAGUUUACUCCAGAGAGAAUCACGCCUACGGUGACCGAGGACUUCACCCAUCUUCCACCAGAGCAACGCAGGAAGAGGUUACAGCAGAAACUAGAUGAAAUUUGCAAAGAGUUGCAAAAGGAAGUAGAUCAGAGCGAGGCCCUGGGGAAGAUGAAAGAUGUUUAUGAGAAAAAUCCUCAAAUGGGAGACCCUGCUAGUCUGGCAUCCCAAAUCAGUCAGACAUCACAAAAUAUAGAGCGGCUCAGAGGAGAGCUCAACAAGUAUGAGACAUGGCUGGCGGAGGCAGGAGGUCGAGGGGACACAGUGCGCUAUAAAACUCACACCUUCAACAACAACGGAGCUCAUGAUGGACUCAGCCCUGAUGGCGCUCAGUCCGACGAAAGCACACCUGAUCCUUCCCAGGCCAUUUACGCUGAGUUUGAUGAUGACUUUGAGGACGAGGAGCUAACUGCUCCUAUUGGGAAAUGCACAGCCAUGUACAACUUCCCUGGUGCCAGUGAAGGGACCAUCUCUAUGCAGGAGGGGGAGGUGCUGGCCGUGGUAGAGGAGGACAAAGGGGAUGGCUGGACCCGUGUCCGUAGGAGCAAUGGGGAUGAAGGCUACAUACCUACAUCUUAUGUCACCAUCUGUCUAAAUAAAUGAUAGACAUGUGAGGAACAAGAGAAGAAGAAAUAAUCAUUUCACCAAACUGUAUGCACUUCUUCCAAUGGGACCAGUCAUAAAGAAGCCACAGCACUAUGGGUGUGACCACUGGCGUAUCCAGAAGGGGAUCCAAAUAAGGUGCUUUGAUUUCUUGAGAGGGGCCCCAAAUGGGCAGAGGAUUGGAGCUAACAGUGUGUUCCUCAUGGCUUAAAUGACAUUAUUGUAAUCCCGGUUACAUAAGCCACCUAAACCACAAGGUUAUUUUACUUUUUGAUAUCAUGUCACAAUAUUGUUUGGUUUUGAUUCAAAAGUGUUGCAUGGAUCUUAGGCACCAUCAUGGUAAGAGUGCUUACCUCGUUCCAAAGCCUAAUAAGACAUUAACUUCUGAAUGUGAGAGGAAAAAGUAGAGGAGGAGGAGGAGGAGGAGGAGGAGGAGGAGGAGGAGGAGGAGGAGAAAGAUGAGUGCUGCUGCCAUCUUUACACUGAGUGUUAACACCAGUAAUAUUUAGGAGGAAGUUACCUCACCUGUUCACCUUUUUCAGUUAAACUGACCUGCUCUGACCCUUGGAAGUCCACUCCACCGGUGAACCUAGAAUAUAUGACCUGUUGCAGUUCUCAUUUGCCACUCUCUAGCUUGACAAAGACUUGGUAAAGAUUCACUUUGCUCAUGGUUAAAUCUUAAGUGUCCACAGAGGAUGGGUGCGAUUUGGGGGAGAAUGCUUCACUUUUGGUUUAGCAAUGUUUGAGACCAACGGUGUAGCCGGCUCUCCCAUCAUGGUAAAUCACAUGCACACAUCCGCACAAACACUUCAAUGUUCAGACAAUCGCAGCCAUAUCAUUAUUUUAAAUGUAGAGCAGUAACAAGGAUAUAGCUGUUGUUUUAAAAUAGUUACAACCUGAAAAUUGUACGAAGAAUAAUUUAUUACAAAUGUGUAUGUUUUAUAAAUAAAAUUUUCAAGUUUGACAUAAGUUGUACUUUGUAUUAAGGCAUGUUGUUCUAUUCCCCAUGCACUCAUAGUGGGUAGUCUGUAGCCAUAAAAGGGAGUAAAUAAUGCACAUAUAAAAUGUGCUACAUUAAGACUAUUGUAUUUAUGUAAUAAAUAAUAUAUAUAUUUAGCUAUCACAACACCACUAUUGUCUUAUUAGCUUUUUAACUAUUCAAAUAAAGACUGUUACAUUGUGAGAGAAAACUACGUCUCUAAUUAUGUUGCGAAUACUGACUUAACACCUUCUCAAGAUGAUUCAACUCCUGUUUUUUUAUGUUAUGGAGCCAGCAAGAAGAAGUAACUGCUCAUGUGUCUUUGGUGCCUUUCUGGUUACAAGCAUUUUGUAUAUACCAUUUUUGCAUGUAAGACAUUUAGUUUUUUUUCAAGACUUAAUAAAUGUAAAGCACAUUUCAAAGUUAGAAGUGGUUAUGGCAUUUCUGGACUUGGAAAAUAAAUAUUUGAAACAA
This is a messenger RNA of Micropterus dolomieu (smallmouth bass), 3506 nucleotides long. It is a transcript of the gene trip10a, whose product is annotated as thyroid hormone receptor interactor 10a. Gene Ontology annotation, molecular function: protein binding. Gene Ontology annotation, biological process: signal transduction. Lineage: Eukaryota; Metazoa; Chordata; Actinopteri; Centrarchiformes; Centrarchidae. The coding region runs from base 269 to 2053 and encodes 594 amino acids. The transcript is spliced from 16 exons. The record is from RefSeq and is a predicted model, not a curated record.